Molecule: messenger RNA, 1805 nt
Organism: Paecilomyces variotii
Lineage: Eukaryota; Fungi; Ascomycota; Eurotiomycetes; Eurotiales; Thermoascaceae
Product: 4-aminobutyrate aminotransferase
Exons: 4
Coding region: 224-1699 (491 amino acids)
Biological process (GO): GABA catabolic process
Cellular component (GO): mitochondrion
Molecular function (GO): pyridoxal phosphate binding
Source: RefSeq, a predicted model, not a curated record
UACUGCUUCGACUGUUUCUACCCGUCGUCUAUUUGACGAGUUGUGCUCAAUUGGGUGUUUUUGAAUCUCUUGUACUUGUCAGGGGACCUUCUGGAGCUCCGUGCCCAACCGAGCUUCAUUACUCCACAUUCCACCCAGCGACGUCAACGUCAAGGGAACUUGUUCUUCCUCUGACAGUCGAAUUUGACAAUUGUCAUCUUAGAGACAUUCAAGCAUCAUCAAGAUGGCUUCGAUCCUCCGUUCCAGCUCCGCGAGCCUGCGUUCUGCGGCUCAUGCCUCCGCUACUCGCUCUCUGAGCACCGCGGCUCACUAUUUCCCCAAUGAGCCUUCUGGUCCUCAGAUCAAGACUCAGAUCCCCGGCCCAAACAACCAGAAGGCCACGGCGGAGCUGAAUGAGGUCUUUGACAUUCGAAGCUUGAAUCUGAUGGCGGACUAUGAGAAGUCUGUUGGUAACUACAUCGCCGACCUCGAUGGAAAUCUGCUUCUGGACGUAUAUGCCCAGAUUGCUUCGAUCCCGGUUGGAUACAACAACCCGAGCCUCGAGAAGGCUGCCAAGUCCAAGGAGAUGACCAACGCGUUGAUCAACCGACCGGCUCCGGGUAACUUCCCGUCUGCUGACUGGGCUCACAUCCUGAAGACCGGUCUCCUCAAGGCCGCCCCCAAGGGCAUGAACCAGGUGUUCACUGCCUCGUCUGGCUCUGAGGCCAACGAGACUGCUUACAAGGCCGCUUUCAUCUACUACCGUCAGCGUGAGCGCGGCGGCCCCAAUGCGGAGUUCACUGAGGAGGAAACCACCUCGUCCAUGGUGAACCAGACCCCCGGUUCGCCUCACCUGUCCAUCCUGUCGUUCAAGAAGGCCUUCCACGGCCGUCUCUUCGGCAGUCUGUCCACCACCCGCAGCAAGCCCAUCCACAAGCUUGAUAUCCCUGCCUUUGACUGGCCGCAGGCCCCUUUCCCGGCCCUCAAGUACCCCCUGGAGGAGCAUGCCAAGGAGAAUGCCGAGGAGGAGAAGCGCUGCCUCGAGGAGGUCGAGCACAUCAUCAAGACCUUCCACAACCCGGUCGCCGCCGUCGUGGUUGAGCCUGUCCAGUCCGAGGGUGGUGACAACCACGCUUCGCCUGAGUUCUUCCGUGGUCUGCGUGAGGUCACCAAGCGCAACAACGUUCUCCUCAUCGUCGACGAGGUCCAGACCGGUGUUGGUGCCACCGGUAAGUUCUGGGCCCACGACCACUGGAACCUCGAGACUCCCCCGGACAUGGUGACUUUCUCCAAGAAGGCCCAGACGGCCGGUUACUACUUUGGCAACCCGGCUCUGCGCCCCAACAAGCCCUACCGUCAGUUCAACACCUGGAUCGGUGACCCAGCCCGCGCUCUCACCUUCCGUGCCAUCCUCGAGGAGAUUGAGCGUCUCAACCUGGUUGAGAACACCGCCCUCACCGGCGAGUACCUCUACGCCGGCCUCGAGCGUCUUGCCCAGCAGUACCCCAACGAGAUCCAGAACCUUCGCGGUAAGGGCCAGGGUACAUUCAUCGCCUGGGACUCUCCGACUCGUGACGAGUUCGUGGCCAAGGCCAAGACCGUCGGUCUGAACAUUGGUGGCAGUGGUGCCAGUGCUAUCCGCCUGAGGCCCAUGCUGGUCUUCCAGAAGCACCAUGCCGAUCUCCUGCUCGAGUUGAUCGAGAAGAUCUUCAAGUUGUAAGGAAACGAUCAUCUACAGGUCCUUCAUCGAUGAAUGAAUGAUUGACGUUUCUUGUCUUUUUUUCCAUUUUUCUUUCGGGACUUUACUUUUCCUACAUAGGCGUUUG